Molecule: messenger RNA, 1210 nt
Organism: Diospyros lotus (date-plum)
Lineage: Eukaryota; Viridiplantae; Streptophyta; Magnoliopsida; Ericales; Ebenaceae
Product: short-chain dehydrogenase TIC 32, chloroplastic-like
Exons: 8
Coding region: 116-1063 (315 amino acids)
Source: RefSeq, a predicted model, not a curated record
UAUAUGUAAAGUGAGAGAGAGAAGCAAACUGCGUUACUGGCUUUAUAUUGGUUUUCACUUUUCAGAGUAGAACACAUAUUGGGGGAGUGUCUGGUGAUUAAAUUGGGAGCAAAAAAUGUGGAUUUUUGGAAUAAAAGGGCCAUCUGGGUUCUCAGCCAGUUCCACAGCCGAGCAAGUUACCCAAGGAAUUGAUGCAACUGGCCUCACUGCCAUCGUCACAGGGGCAUCGAGUGGUAUUGGCACAGAAACUACGCGUGUCCUUGCAUUGCGUGGUGUACAUGUACUUAUGGCAGUAAGAAAUAUAGAUGCUGGGAGAAAAGUCAAAGAAGCUAUUCUUAAGGAAAAGCCCGAUGCUAAGAUUGAUAUUAUGGAGCUAGAUCUUGGCUCAAUGGCAUCUGUAAGGAAAUUUGCUUCAGAAUAUGAGUCCUCGGGCCUUCCUCUCAACCUCCUAAUAAACAAUGCAGGGGUUAUGGCUCCUCCUUUCAUGCUUUCCCAAGAUAACAUAGAACUGCAGUUUGCAACUAACCAUUUAGGUCAUUUUCUUUUAACAAAUCUCUUGUUGAAGAUCAUGAAAACUACGGCACAUGAAAGCCAGAAAGAAGGAAGGAUUGUUAAUGUCUCAUCAGAUGGUCAUUGGUUUGCCUACCGUGAAGGAAUUCGUUUUGACAAAAUAAAUGAUGAGUCCAGUUACAACAGCUUAUAUGCCUAUGGACAGUCAAAGCUGGCUAACAUAUUGCACGCUAAUGAGCUGGCAAAGCGCUUAAAGGAAGAAGGGGUUGAGAUAACUGCUAACUCGCUUCAUCCAGGAUCCAUUGCCACCAACCUUACGCGUCACCACAGCUUUGUUGAUGGCAUACUCAAUUUGGUUGGUAAAUAUUUCUUGAAAAAUAUUCCACAGGGAGCUGCAACCACGUGCUACGUGGCAUUGCAUCCACAAGUUAAGGGUGCUACAGGGCAGUACUUCUCUGACAGUAAUAUAGGCAAGACGAGUGCCACGGCUAAAAAUGCAGAACUGGCAAGAAAUUUGUGGGAAUCCAGCAUGAGCUUGACAGGUCCAAACUGAUAGCUUCCUUGAGUUGAUUCUGUAAUGCAUUUGUCCUAAACUUUCAAGGUUAUGAUACAGCAGAUGUAAUGGUACUUUAAUAACCAGAAAAUUGUCUAUUCUGUCACCUUGUUGGUUUGAAUAUAGCUAAGUAUAUGGUCUAGUGUA